This is a messenger RNA of Cylicocyclus nassatus, 3133 nucleotides long. The record is from the annotation of a GenBank genome assembly. Lineage: Eukaryota; Metazoa; Nematoda; Chromadorea; Rhabditida; Strongylidae.
AUCCGAACGACCUCUCUCAGGUGGAGGAGGAACGACCGAAGGCGUCGUGCUCAAGCCAGCGUCUACACCGUCGCCAGUUUUAAGUCUUCAACUACUCUAUCGCUACUUCGUACAUCUACCAGGGGGCGCUAGCUGAAUUGUCCUCCUCCAGCCGAGUCAUGGAUCAUCCAAUCGGUCUUGUCCGUGAUAAUCCGUUCGUCAAGAAUGAUCUCUGCAUGAGAGCACGAUCGCUGCCGAAUUCGCUAUCUCGCCGUCCCGCUGCAUUGCCAAAAGUUCCAUCUUCGAACACCACCCUCAGCGGUGCGCCACCGGCACUGCGGACACUGCGACCCGUGGACCAGAAAAAAGACUUGGGGAAAUCAAGCUCGACUGCAGGAGCUAUGGACGACAAUCAUGACACCUCAUCCUUGGGAUCAGGAUCAGAACUCGAAUAUGGUCCUGGUAUCGUAGAAAGGCUCAAAGCCAAAUUCCAUCGCUUGUCUGGACUUGCAAGCCGUGAUGCCAAGGUCUCUCCGCAUGCAACUGGUAAAAGAUGCCCUUCAGUUGAUGACAUCCUUUCCACAGCUGAAGAAGAGCCGCUUCUGCGAAGAACUAACACGGCUAUGAGCGGACGGUCAUCGGCAUCAUUGUCACCUCUUUCGAAACGUCAAUCGCAUUCUACGGGUGAUAUGCUGGAUGCGGUCGAUGAUCAUCGCACAUUCGUGGUACACAGAACUAUCAAUCUUGAGUCAGAAGAAUUCCCUGAUAAAUCAAUCAGUGCUCUUCGUAGGAAAUUCGAAAUCAAUGUUCAGCGACGACCGUCUCAAAAUUUGAGGCAUGUAAAGAACCUUGCCAUUUCCACCUAUGAGAGUCGUUCUCUUCCCACAAGUGUAGAUUUUUCACAUCGUUCAUCGGCUAUGCCAAUGAAAAGAGACAUUACAUCACCGCUGGAACUGCGUAUGGUGGAAACCUCCCGGAAGUCUGUAACUUCACCAACAACGGACCUGAGCCGUCCCUUCAACAUCUUUAUACCGGAAGAAGAUGGAGUGGAAAAGGAUAGGAUGUUGCCGUUAGUUGGGUCAGAGAGAUACAUGUCCCCUGUCGUACCUCUGACAGCGUCAGCCCCGAAAAUGGACCUAACACACCACGACUAUCAGAAACCAUUCCGUGUGCUCGAGGUACUGAACCAGGCUACUGUCAUCAAAAGGCACGAUAAGACUGAAGAACCUGAGUUUGUGAGGAUUGGCCGCCGUAUACGGAAGAACUCUGCUAACUGGGAAGAUUUCGAGCAAAUCCGCAGUCCUUCGCGAGAGCGUGGGCCUACUCUUAGGGUAGAGAAGGGCGCAAAGCCACUUCCAGAAUUUUCUCACAGCAGUCGAAAAGUCCCAUUCGUACGUCGACGUGCGGAAGUUCCGAAUCUGACCCGUCAAGCGAGCAUAGUCACAGACGAUUUCUAUGAAACCUCUCGUCCUAGCAUCAGCUCACUAACUCACUCAUCAGCUCGCUCUUUGGAUAUGAUGUCACCGCCUGAUCCAGACUCGGCACGACAGAGAAGCACAGACGACGUCAGCUCCAAGCCAACCGUUUUCAUACGUACUGAUGACCUUCCUCCCGCGAUGGAUGCUAGUCCUCCACCCGAGGAACCACGACCUCCUCAGCAUCAGGAAUCGAUUGACGCUGAUCACGAAUACAUCCUCAGAGGUCGCACUCCAGAAGUACGUUCCCCGUCGCUGCCGCCGUUUUCAUCACCACCAGUAAUCCCUCGCAACAUGGAUGACACUGGAGUGACGGAAAUGCAGCGACUAUUGACAAGAUUUCGCAAAGAAAGAGAUGAACGUCAUUUGGGAAAAAUAGUGGAGCCUCUCGAAAAUGAUUCCUUUUCGGAACAACAACGUAAGCCGCUGCAAGAGCGCCCUCCAGUACACACGGUAGUGGGUGUUCGACCGUCGCUUCCUCCGGCAAAUCGACCGCUUUUCGUGCAUCGAGCUGUGAAUCUAAGCCGACCAAAUGUCGUGAACAUAUCAGUCAAAGGAGACACACCUACAUUACUUGCGAAAAGAUACGAUGAUGACGACAGUGUAGAUGUAUCACCGUCUGUACCUUCGACGAUAAAGACACCUUCGACAUCACCGACUUCAUGGACGGCACCAGUUCAACAGGAGGCACCUAGAAAGAGUCUCUCAGCAAAGUAUAUAGAGGAGAAAUCGAAAACUCCAAGCCCUAUCACUAGGCAAAAUUUCGACACUGCACAUCAUCAAGCUAUGACGCAUUACCCGCAUUUCGCGAAAUCUCCUGAACUUCUCGGCGAACGCGUCUCUCGCCCAACGCUGAAGAACAAUGAAGAAUCUUCUUCCGACAACGACGAUGAAGAACAUCAUCCCCUUAGUGGAUUGCCACCUGAUCUUGAUACGGUGAUAAUUGCUGGUGAUGGCAACCCUGUUCGUCAUUCCUUGUUAAGUUUGGUGAUGGAAGAAGACAUACCAGCUUUGAUGGAGGCUAUGAGCGAAAAAUACACUUGUGAAUUCGAGGACCUCGAUGAGUCUCGUCCAUCCACUUCAUCUAUAUUGCACGCUCCAGAGACUAGAAAAGAACGUAGGAAGGCUAGGCAGGUAUCUUCCAUAAGAUUCGAAGAGACAAAGCCCAAGGUUUACACUUACCUAGAUGAGGGAUCCGCCAUAGACAAGAACAAAUGGGAGGAGGGUGUUCAUGUGGACUACGAAACUUACCAAAACAUCAUUGCUUCCGAGGUAGAGGAGUAUAAGAAAAGCGUUGCUGAACUACAGAAAUGGAAGGAGAAUAUCGCUGCUCAAGCAGCAGAAGUCGGAUUAACACAUGAUGAUGACAGUCUCCAAGUCAAUGGUGUUACUUCUCGUUUUGACUUUUCGCCGAUUCACAAUGACAAUAGCACCAUCUGUCUAACAUCUGGUGAUCUCAUAACUUCCUUCUGAACACGACUGCUCAUCGAAAUUGAUAGUUUCUGCCUUCAAAUGUGUGGCGAUGACAGCAGCUCAUACAUUUUCCUUUCAUAUGCUGGGGUUUUGGAUGGAUUUGUAGAGUGUAAGAGCGCUGCACUGACUAACGCUUUCAUCAUAGGUAACUAAAUUUUAAGAAGGAUUGUUCUGAGAAUUCAGAUAAUUUCUUCAUGUGCUUGGAG